Messenger RNA from Pyrus x bretschneideri (Chinese white pear), 1130 nucleotides. RefSeq names its product probable F-actin-capping protein subunit beta. Gene Ontology annotation, molecular function: actin filament binding. Gene Ontology annotation, biological process: cell morphogenesis; actin cytoskeleton organization; barbed-end actin filament capping. The transcript has 8 exons. Gene Ontology annotation, cellular component: cytoplasm; F-actin capping protein complex. Lineage: Eukaryota; Viridiplantae; Streptophyta; Magnoliopsida; Rosales; Rosaceae. The record is from RefSeq and is a predicted model, not a curated record. The coding region runs from base 92 to 868 and encodes 258 amino acids.
CCAGAAAAAUAAUUAGAGACUCGUGAAACGAAGGAAAUCAAAAUCCGAAUUUCGAACCAGAAAAACAAAAGAAAAAGAAAACAAGGGGAAAAUGGAAGCAGCGAUGGGACUGAUGCGUCGGAUGCCUCCCAAGCACACUGAGACGGCUCUCUCCGCCCUUCUCUCCCUUCUCCCCCAGCACUCCUCCGAUCUCCUCUCUCAAGUCGAUCAGCCUCUCCAGGUUUUGUGCGAUAUGGUAUACGGGAAGGAGUUCAUUUUGUGUGAAUAUAACAGAGAUGCAGACUCUUACAGAUCACCUUGGUCAAACAAAUAUCAUCCGCUGCUAGAAGACGGCAGCCUCCCAUCUUUAGAGUUGAGGAAACUUGAAGUUGAAGCAAACGACAUCUUUGCCGUAUAUCGUGACCAGUACUAUGAAGGUGGCAUUUCUUCAGUUUAUAUGUGGGAGGAUGAUAACGAAGGCUUUGUCGGCUGCUUUUUAAUCAAGAAAGGGCAUUCAGAUGGCUCCAAGACAGGGCAAGGCCGGAGGGGUUAUCUGCAGGAGGGGGCAUGGGAUGCUAUACAUGUGAUUGAGGUGGGUCCGGAGGAGGAAGGGACAGCCCAAUACCGUUUAACCAGCACUGUCAUGCUGUCUUUGACUACAGAUAAUGAGUCAUCAGGCACAUUCUGUUUGUCUGGAUCAAUUAGACGACAGAUGAAUAUGCACCUCUCAAUUCAAGAAGGCCAUAUUUGUAACAUGGGAAGAAUGAUCGAAGAAAUGGAGAGCAAGCUGAGAAAUUCACUCGAUCAGGUUUAUUUUGGGAAGACGAAAGAGAUGGUUUGCACUUUACGACCACCAUCUGAAGUAGUGAUGAGACUGCCUGACAGCUGAUGAGGCAUAUAUUCUAUGGCCUAUCAACAAGGGAGAAUACCAGUCACUCACCAGGUGUUGGUUGUCAAACUUAAACGAUUAGGAUUCUGCUGUACUUUAUGUCAUUAUCUAGUUUUUGAAAUGUUCUUUUGUUUUGAAUUGUACCACUUGGUGGCCUUGUGCCAUUGCGCAGUAGAGAAGAUGGCUGGUUUGUGAAUCGAAAACGCCUCGUGGAUUUUGUAUUUUCGUACUCAUUAUCAAUUGUGUUCUCGAGUUAGUAAAA